UCCUCAGCCCCUGUCGGCUUUCCCCAGCUCUGAGGCUAUGUCUACACGGCACACCUUAAAACUCCUCUGAAACCUCUUUUUCACAGGUGGUUAAGGUGGAGCCCUUCCUUCCUGUCUAGAACCCAUAAACAACCAGACUGGGUGCUUUUCUAACCCAUCUGUUCUGGGAAAUAGUUCAGGGCAGGUCUGUAGCCUGUGUGAUGCAGGGGGUCAGACUGGAGGAGCACAAUGGUCCCUGCUGGCCUUGGAAUCUCUUAAAAUAACAUCUGGAGCAGAACAGAGAGCCAGGGUGGGGCUGGGGGGAGGGGCUGGGUCCUAGCAGAUCUCGGCUUGGACAAAGCAGCUCCACCCCAGCCCAGGCAUCCUUUGUAACCUCACACCCCGGCUCGGCUCGGCUCGCUGUCCGGGGGAGAGUCUCUGGCGCGGGGAAUCGCCCCAGGAGCAGCAGUUCAGAAGAAAGAGCUAAUUCCCACGCUCUCUCCCAGCCCUGUUCCCAGCUGCCUGGCUGAGCCCUGCACCACAAUCAACUCUGCUUCCCACCCAGGCCCUGUGCCGGAGAAUCGGCAGCUCCCGGACCAGCCCCAGUAGGAAGCCUCCGGUGUAUUUCUGCAGGGGGGCUCCUGCCUCAGUUUCCCCAGCAGGGCUGCCUCACCGCACAGGGGAGCCUGGAUUUCUGAGAGCAGCGACAGAUGGGCCAAUAUUGGCGUUGGCGCUCAGCCUGAAGAAGCCAGCUGGUGCCCAGAUGGGGAAAUUGAGGCACAGAGGCGGACAGGCUGCAUCCGAGGUGCACAGAGGGUGUGUGGCAGAACAAGGAUUCGAACCCAGGACUCCAGAGUCCCAGUCAUUAAUCACUAGGCACCGUUCCCUGCCGUCCAGGGCAGCCACGAAGACUUUCCUCAUCCAUUGGCUGCACUUUCCCAUUCUGUUCAUAGGAAAAGUGCAGUCGGCACCAGACGUGGUAGCUCAUUUCGGGGGGGACGUCACCCUGAGCUGCCUUUUCCCGUCCCGUCCCGGGAUGAACCUCCAGCGUCUGACCCUCACCUGGCAGAAGGAGCGGGCCGGGGCAGAGGCCCUGGUGGUUCAUAGUUAUUAUUAUGGGAGGGACCAGCUGGAGAAACAGGAUGAGGCUUAUAGGAACCGGACCCGGCUGGAUCCAAAGGGACUGGCCUGGGGGAAUGCGUCCCUGACACUGAGGGACGUCCGCAUGCAGGACGAGGGCGUCUAUCUCUGCCACGUCACCUCGGAGCUGGGCAGGACGUCUGAACCCAGGGAGCUGAGAGUUGGAGCCACGUUCAGCGAGCCCCAGCUGACCUUCAACCUCUCCAGUGCCGGGGUCACGCUGACCGUCCACACAGGGGGCGGGUACCCCGCGGCCACGGUGCGGUGGCUGGACGAGGCGGGCAGGGACGUCACAGCAGAGGGCGCCACGGAGCAGCAGGUGGAUGAACAGGGGCUCUACCACGUCACCAGCUGGGUCACGGUGCUGCCUGCGACCCACAGCGCCAGGCUGACCUUCGUGUUAACCCCUCGUGUGCUGGGGGCACCAAUCACCCGGCCACUGAGCCUGCAGCUGAGCCCAGGACUCCUGGAUCCCCCGGCCUCCUGCCUUGGGGUCCGCCUGGCUGUCAUCUGUGCCGCCUGCCUCUUCAUCCUCCUGCUGGCUGUUGCGUUUCUCCACCAUCUCCACCAGGGCCCGGCCGGAUCCCGCCCCUGGAGGAAGGUUGAGGAGGAGGAGGAGCAGAAAGAGAUCUCUUGCCCAAUCCCAGCCAGCCCCAGCUCAGAACAAGCCGGGGCUGUGUCCUAGGGGAUCGGCUGGGGCAGAGCUAGAUCUAGCACCACCCGGGCACUGCCAUCUCCUGGCAACUGAGCCCCAGAGGACCUAGGAUAACCCCUGCUGCCCCGGCUCUACCAUCCGGCCAUGCCCCUCCACCUGCUGCCCUUGACCUUGGCCAAGAGCUGGGGGACCCACAUCCUCUAGCAGCAUCACCGCAGGGUCUCCGGCCUUCAUCCUCUGCCCUAAGAAUCACACUCCAUCCACGGCCCCCAACGUGACGCGCCCUCCCCCUGGCAACACCCCUCCUGGGAACGGAGAGGCAGCUGCAGCCCCUGCCCCAGGCAUGAGAUGAGUGAAUGAGCCCAGCAGGGCCGCAGCAGAACCGCCGCACUAGCCAGCCCGCGGGUUGGCGCACAGGGGCCAGGGUUCUGCGUGUCAGCCCAGCGGCAGGUCCCUGGCUGCCCAGUGCUUAGGCCUGCAGCUGUGCUCGCUCCUCUGCCUGCCUUGGUCCUGUCCGGCUCCCGCCCUGCUCUCGUGCCCGGCUUCUGACCCCUGGCUCCGGUUAUUGGCUCGGCUUCAGCUUUUAAUCUUGGCAGAUUCCUAGUUGCAGCUUUGGCCUACGGCUGUGGCUUGGACCUGGCUCUAACCACUAGGUCAGACGGCCCAUGUCCCGCCCCUGACACCGGGUGUUACUCUCCAGACUAACCGCAGCCGGCACCGGUGUAAUCUCUUCUCUAGCUGUCCCUCGUUGGCCCCCUCCCCCGCACAUACUGCGCCUUCUUCGUCAGCCGUCCCCGUCUGUGCUGCAUUCUCCUCCUGGGACGGGCUCACCCGCUGUCCUCUUGUCUUGCAUCGUGUGCAGGUUCCUAUACCGCCCUCAUCACCGCAUAGCUGAGCGCCUGCCAGGUCGGGCACUAAGCACCGCGAUUACGCCUCUGUCACGUGCUCUUUGUUCUCUCAGCCUCUCCCCAGACGGAGAAAUGAGUGCACUGGAGGCUCUUGUUUUGGGCUAGUGGAUAGGCUGGGCCUAGGCCAUGAAGCGCUGUGAAGAUAACGACCGGUCACUAUCCUGCGGGAAGCCAGCGUGGAGAGCGGAGCAGAGGUGGGAUGUGCUCGCGGCAGCUUGCCCAGCUGAGGAGACGCGCUACAGCGUUUGGUACUCGUCGGAGUCCCUGCGUGCCGGAGGCUUCCCGCCUGGGCCCAUCGUGCUGCUGUUGUCUAGCCGGGAGGUGCCAAAAGCGCGAAGCUCAGGUCGUCACCCGCCAGGAUGGACGGAGUCUCCUAGCCAGCCGGAGAUGGCAGAAAGCGCCACGUGCGACCCAGCGUCAACGAGGAAUCCCGGGGCGCUCCUGGCCUAUGGGCCGGACUGGCCGGUGUGGGACGUGAACCUUCAAUCAAAGGCGGUUGCUCCCGGCUGCGAAUGUCCCCGAGUGCUCUCCUCUGCCCGCCUUGCUCGGAGCCCGUCUUAAAAAGUGAUCUCGCCUGGCACGGGGCCAUCAGGGGGGUGAGGCUGUGGGCGGGUGUGGUGAAGGACAGGUCGAGCUGGGAGUCACCUGCUGGUUGCUGGCGCUUGAGUCUGUGGUGUCUGACCAGAUCCCCCAGUAGCUGCAUGGUGUCGAAACGGACCAGAGAGAGAACUGAUCCUGGUGGAACCGCUCUAGCCAGCGGUCUGGGGCAGAGGAGCCGUUCCCCAUCGCUACUCACUGGGCGUGUCCGUUGAGCAAUGGUGCAAACAGAAAUAAUUUCUUGCUGGUACGCUGCACUCAUGGGAGGGACACAAGGGGGGGGGCACGUGACCUCUGCACGUGACUCCUCCCUGCCCUGCCCCCAGCCUGGGGCCCUGGCGCUCUCCCUGUCCCUUCCCCAUGAUCCAUGUUACCUGGGGGGCGGAGGGUGCCUCUGUUCUCCUCCUGCUGCGCCGGAGACUUCUGCUGUACAGACCCCAGGCUGGAGGACUCAGGAGACACAGCUGUGUGGAAGGGCUGAGGGCGGUACAGCCGCGCCAGAGAAGCUGCUGGCGUGGGGCUGCCCUGCUCCUUUCACCACUGCGGGUCCCGGGAGAGCCUUGAACUGUAGGGCUCUCCUGGGAACCGCAGCGGUGAAAGGAGCAGAACGUGGGGCUGGCAGACUGCAUAGGCGCCGACUCCGUGGGUGCUCCGGGGCUGGAGCACCCAUGGGGAAAAAUUGGUGCACCCACCAG
Messenger RNA from Chrysemys picta bellii (western painted turtle), 3974 nucleotides. Its product is annotated as CD276 antigen-like. Gene Ontology annotation, molecular function: signaling receptor binding. The record is from RefSeq and is a predicted model, not a curated record. Gene Ontology annotation, cellular component: external side of plasma membrane. NCBI's taxonomy places the organism in Eukaryota, Metazoa, Chordata, Testudines, Emydidae. Gene Ontology annotation, biological process: regulation of cytokine production; T cell receptor signaling pathway.